AGCUCAGAUUUGUGACUCAUUACAGCUCACUCACUCAGCUCUCAAACACUAAGCCUCACAAAAAUGCUGUUUACAUUAGCGCUGAGCUCAGAUGGAGCCUGGAGCUAACAGACGAAGAUAAAGAUUACGGCCUUUUUUUUCAGGAGAGUAACACAAGGGAACUUUGCAGUAAGUGCUUCGUCAUGGCUGCAUUUUGCUUAUCACUUAUUAAAUUAUUCGCUGUGUAUAGAUGCCGCUUCUGAUCUGCAAGGGAGCAAAACUGAACAUUUGCCAAACAAAACUGCGACAUUAGAUGCCAGCAGACACACCUUGAUGUGAGUCAGAAGGCUGCAGAGACUUCCAAAGCAAGAAGAAGAAGAUGCCUGUGGUUAAGGCGGAGGACGAGGCUCCGGCUCACACGGCUGUGGAAAUGACAGACUCUCAGAACGGCGACCCUCCCAAAGGCCGACGCAGGAAAAGGCCUCUGCAGAGGGGAAAACCCCCCUACAGCUACAUCGCUCUCAUCUCCAUGGCCAUCGCAAGCUCUCCUGAUCGCAAGCUCACUCUCGGGGGCAUCUACAAGUUCAUCACAGACCGAUUCCCUUUUUAUCGGGACAAUUCCAAAAAAUGGCAGAAUUCAAUCCGACACAAUCUGACGCUCAAUGACUGCUUCAUCAAAAUCCCCCGAGAACCGGGGAGGCCUGGGAAGGGCAACUACUGGGCACUGGACCCGAAUGCAGAAGACAUGUUUGAGAGCGGAAGCUUCCUGCGCCGCCGCAAACGCUUUAAACGUUGUGAUUUCACCACCUACACUUCCUCGUCUUCAUCAUACCAUCACGACUCGCCUAUUUUCUCUCCCGUCCAGAUCACCUCCUCCGUCUAUGGAUCGGUGUACCCGACAUACACGCCGCAGAUCUCUCCCCCGUACUAUCCGCCAUCUACGACCGGAUUUGGUUCAACCCAGUCUCGUGUGUUCAGCAUCAACACCAUCAUUGGGUCUGGCGGUUUGGCACACAGUCCCCCGGAGACACCGCCGGCGCAGCCAUCGUGCCGCAACUUCAACCAAGACGGAGGAGGAUCAUGCGCACUCAACUCCAACCACAUCACCUUCUCAUAUCCCAAUGCUGGGAAUCAUGGGUACGGCCAGGCUGCUCAGGGCAUGUUCAUGCACAACAGCACGCAGAACUACAUACCCUCUGGGCGACUUGGGGUCACGGGGUCGUCCCCCAUCACCGCGGACAUAGCGAAUGAUCCGUACAUCCAUAACAGCGGUGGAACAGGCGGCUACAUGAGACCCAUGACGUAUCCAUCCUGUAUGGACAGGUUUGUUUCUGCCAUUUAAAAACUAUGAAGGUGCUAAAAAUAAACAGACAAAUUAAUAAUAAUAAUAAUAAUAAUAAUAAUAAUAAUAAUAAACCCCAGCUGCCUGUGACCAAACUGUACGCAGUUACAAGACUAUUUAAAGACUGUUACAGCUGACUUUUUUUAUUUUAUUUUUAAGUAAAUGAACACUUCCUGAGCUCAUGGAGGUGAAUCUUAUUUGCUGCACGUCUGGAAAUAAUUGCAGUAUCUCAGGUCACAUGUUUUUAUUUAGAUUUUUUUCCUCCUCUUUCUCUCAUCUGAAGUGGAACAGCAUUUGAAAAGACUUGACUUUAUCAACUUGAAGCACACAUUCCACCUCACUGACUCUGAAAAGAUCCAACGUUUUUAUCAUCUUUACUGAAACAACAUUUAAAAAAAAACAGUGCAUGUUGAUUGGGUUCACGAGAUAUUUCCUGUUUUUCCAUGAUUGUGUGUGAAAUGUGUUCUGGUGUGUUUCUGUAAAAAACAAAACCUGUUUAUUGAGGCUUUAUGUUAAAGAAUUAAAUUUCACCAUUGGUGUAUUA
Neoarius graeffei (lesser salmon catfish) is the source of this 1865-nucleotide messenger RNA. RefSeq names its product forkhead box E1 (gene foxe1). The coding region runs from base 359 to 1321 and encodes 320 amino acids. Gene Ontology annotation, biological process: regulation of transcription by RNA polymerase II; anatomical structure morphogenesis; cell differentiation. The transcript has a single exon. NCBI's taxonomy places the organism in Eukaryota, Metazoa, Chordata, Actinopteri, Siluriformes, Ariidae. The record is from RefSeq and is a predicted model, not a curated record. Gene Ontology annotation, molecular function: RNA polymerase II cis-regulatory region sequence-specific DNA binding; DNA-binding transcription factor activity, RNA polymerase II-specific.